Molecule: messenger RNA, 2350 nt
Organism: Gekko japonicus
Lineage: Eukaryota; Metazoa; Chordata; Lepidosauria; Squamata; Gekkonidae
Gene: HNRNPLL
Product: heterogeneous nuclear ribonucleoprotein L like
Exons: 13
Coding region: 143-1762 (539 amino acids)
Biological process (GO): mRNA processing; regulation of RNA splicing
Cellular component (GO): nucleus
Molecular function (GO): mRNA binding
Source: RefSeq, a predicted model, not a curated record
GUUGUGUCGCUGGGCUGUUGUCUGAAGCGAAUUGCCUCAGAGCAUCACUGCGGGGCCCGCUUUGUUAAUAUUUCUACGUGCGUCGCGGUUCGCCGGGUGGGGGAACUCCGUAUACCCCUCUUCCUUUUCCAGAGCCGACGCCAUGUCCUCGCCGUCGUCUGGGGAGCAGUACGAGGAAGAAGAGGAUGGCGCUUACGAGAGCCAGGCCAAGCGGCUGAAGCCCAGUGCCGCCGCGGAGGAGGGCGAGAUCGAGUAUGGGGCCGAGGAGGGCGAAAGCCACAGGGAAAAGGCCGUCCCUCGCAGUGGGGGAUUCUCCGGCGGGGAUGCAGGUGGAAGUCAUCACAAAGUUUCAGUUUCUCCUGUUGUCCAUGUCCGAGGACUCUGUGAAUCAGUUGUGGAAGCAGACCUUGUAGAGGCGCUAGAAAAAUUUGGAACCAUAUGUUAUGUGAUGAUGAUGCCAUUUAAGCGCCAGGCUUUAGUGGAAUUUGAGAAUAUUGAAAGUGCCAAGAAGUGUGUGACAUUUGCAGCAGAUGAACAAGUAUAUAUAGCUGGACAACAAGCAUUUUUCAAUUAUUCAACAAGCAAAAGAAUCACUCGUCCAGGAAACACAGAUGACCCCUCUGGUGGAAACAAAGUUCUGCUCUUAUCGGUUCAGAAUCCUCUUUAUCCAAUUACGGUGGAUGUCUUGUAUACAGUAUGCAAUCCUGUUGGGAAGGUACAGCGUAUUGUCAUAUUCAAGAGGAAUGGAAUACAAGCCAUGGUUGAGUUUGAAUCGGUUUUAUGUGCCCAGAAGGCAAAAGCAGCACUCAACGGAGCAGACAUAUAUGCGGGAUGUUGCACACUAAAAAUCGAAUAUGCACGGCCAACUCGACUUAAUGUCAUUCGAAAUGACAAUGAUAGCUGGGACUACACUAAACCAUACCUGGGCAGACGAGACAGAGGCAAAGGCCGUCAGAGGCAAGCUAUUUUAGGAGAGCACCCCUCUUCAUUUAGGCAUGAUGGCUAUGGCUCACAUGGUCCUCUGUUACCUUUACCAAGCCGAUACAGAAUGGCAUCUCGUGACACUCCAGAGCUUGUUGCUUAUCCGCUUCCCCAGGCCUCCUCAUCUUACAUGCAUGGAGGGAACCCCUCAGGUUCUGUUGUCAUGGUUAGUGGAUUGCACCAGCAAAAGAUGAACUGCUCAAGAGUCUUCAACUUGUUCUGCUUGUAUGGAAACAUUGAAAAGGUAAAGUUCAUGAAGACUAUUCCAGGCACUGCUCUGGUGGAAAUGGGUGAUGAAUAUGCUGUUGAAAGAGCAGUCACACAUCUCAAUAGUGUCAAGUUAUUUGGGAAGAAGCUUAACGUUUGUGUAUCCAAACAGCAUUCAGUUGUUCCUAGCCAGAUAUUUGAGCUGGAAGAUGGUACGAGCAGUUACAAAGAUUUUGCAAUGAGCAAAAACAAUCGGUUUACUAGUGCUGGCCAGGCAUCCAAGAAUAUCAUCCAGCCACCUUCUUGUGUUUUGCAUUAUUAUAAUGUUCCACUGUGCGUGACUGAAGAUACCUUUGUAAAGCUGUGUGAUGAUCAUGAAGUUUUAUCUUUUAUCAAAUACAAAGUUUUUGAUCCAAAACCUUCAGCCAAAACACUUUCUGGACUGUUGGAGUGGGAAUGCAAGACAAAUGCAGUGGAAGCUCUUACUGUACUUAAUCAUCACCAGAUAAGAGUCCCCAAUGGCUCUAACCCAUAUACUUUGAAGCUUUGCUUCUCUACUUCCUCCCAUUUGUAGAACAGAGGACAGCAUGUUAGAAGCUCCUUUCAUCUUUUACAAACUUGAAACUGUAUGUUGUUUGCAAGCUCUGAAAUACUUGUUCAUUUUCUUUGUCUCAAUCUGCCAGUCAUUUCCCCCUGUUUUGAAUGAAUGGAUGUUUACAAACAUCACUCUUUUUCCUUUGGCCUCCAAACAUAGACGUUAGUGUAUUAUGAAGAGCUUGUUACUUCGUGCAACUGUUACCCACAGAUGUUUGAACUGCCUUAUGGGUAGCAUGUGCAAAGAAAUCUUAUACUAUCACAAACUUUAAAACACAGUUCCCAUAGACCAUGUAAAAUGUACACGUUUCUUAAAGGAUUUACAGUGGGUAUUUCCCACUUGAGCUUCAAUGGAAAAUAGGAUUAUUAUAUUGUAAUAUUAGCUGUGAAAAUCCUGGCUUCUAUUCUUUGGUUGACUGUGUUAUACAAUCCUAAAAACAGAACUAAAUUUGUAAAAUCUUUUCAAAUUGCACACAAUGACCUUUAGAAAUGUUAAAAGGUAUCUGAUUUUUGAGGAUUCUUCACAGGAGAAGAGUUAAUCCCUUUUUUGUUUUAAACUGAUUUUAAA